UGUAUGUACUUUGGCGUGUAUACUGUUCACUUUUGGCUGGAUAUCUUUCUGAUAAUAAUGAACGCAGUUGUUGCCAUCUUUGUGCUCAUUGGGCUUUACUACGAUAAUCCGGUGUAUCUCAUUCCAUUUAUUGUCACUGAGAUCGGUCAGUGUGUUGGAUUUUUCUUUCUGGCGUCAUACACGCUGUAUUACACCAUUGUGAUAAAAAGGCAAAGAUUCUAUCAAAAAUUCGACCAAAUUCUAAUGAUUGUCUCCAUCUAUCUUGGUAUUUUGAUAUGUGCACAAGCCACGUGGGUAAUCAACCGAUGUUACCAUUACCUUCGAACAAGGCGACCUCAUCCCAACUGUGACGACAUCGAACAUUCUUUCUGGGGCUGA
Messenger RNA from Strongylus vulgaris, 378 nucleotides. The record is from the annotation of a GenBank genome assembly. NCBI's taxonomy places the organism in Eukaryota, Metazoa, Nematoda, Chromadorea, Rhabditida, Strongylidae.